AUGUUAAGACGUUUGUUUACGCGCAUGGCCCCGCGGGCAAAAAAUCAUGAGGAACUGAUGAAGAUGUUGCGCGAGGGUUCACAAGUGGGGAAGAUGGCGGCAUCGGAGGAAAGUGGCGUGACAUUUCGCGACAUCCGCACGGUUCCCAUCGGUGAGUCAAAUGAAGCAAAGCGGCGACGAUUGCUCUAUCAAUCAACUUAUCGCGGAAUGGUGGAGAUGGACAUUAUUCUCGGGGCAUUCGCGCGGCAAAACAUUGAAACGUUGUCGGCUCCUCAACUGGAAGAAUACGAUGCGGUGUUAAGACAUUUUGAUAAUGAUUUGUAUAAAUGGCUCGUAAUGGAUGUUGAGGCCCCAGCGGAGGUUGCGCAGAUUCCGGUAUUUCAGUCACUGCAUUCUUUUGUUAGGGAUGAGCGGGAGAAGUUACUGAAAUGUGCAUCAUAA
Molecule: messenger RNA, 441 nt
Organism: Trypanosoma brucei brucei TREU927
Lineage: Eukaryota; Euglenozoa; Kinetoplastea; Trypanosomatida; Trypanosomatidae
Exons: 1
Coding region: 1-441 (146 amino acids)
Biological process (GO): protein-FAD linkage; mitochondrial respiratory chain complex II assembly; mitochondrial electron transport, succinate to ubiquinone
Cellular component (GO): mitochondrion
Source: RefSeq, a predicted model, not a curated record